Messenger RNA from Aspergillus melleus, 768 nucleotides. Its product is annotated as Protein SOSEKI 1. The record is from RefSeq and is a predicted model, not a curated record. The coding region runs from base 1 to 768 and encodes 255 amino acids. NCBI's taxonomy places the organism in Eukaryota, Fungi, Ascomycota, Eurotiomycetes, Eurotiales, Aspergillaceae. The transcript has a single exon.
AUGGAGAAACCAGUCCAGACCGACGGAUUUUGGCCCAUCUCGUUACUAUUUCGAGGCGUGGCCGAAUCUCUGCUGCAGUUCCAAACCCCCGAGGGAUUCCCUGAAACCUUCAUCUUUGACUCGGACCGCUUGUGGCAGCUGCGCGCAUGUCUGCAGAACCUCAUCAACCUCGACAUUUGUUGGUUCAUCUUCCAAUCGUACAUCUUCAUGCAAAAGCGCUACCUUUCCGCACCUGAACAGACCUACGCCACGUUUCGCUCGCGCAUCGGGUCGCUGAUGGAGGAGAAUGAGGACUGCUUCCGAGGAUCACCGCAGUGGACGAAAAACAUCCGCUGUGUCGCGCUGGAAAUCGCGCGGUUUGCCUGUGCGGCAUGCUCCUCGGACGCCAUGGUCUCGGACGAGCUGAUUGCCACUAUCGAGCGGCCGUUGGUGUGGCACCUGUCAAACGAGCGCGAGGUGUUCCAGUUCUUUCAAAACUCCCUGCAAGAAAAGCUGUUGGCCGCCACGUUUGCAUCGGCCAAGAAGUACCUGAAUAUGUCACCGCUGGCGAUCUGCGAGUCCCAGCGAAACCACCCCCCGUCGCCUGUAUCGCAACAGCACUACUACGACGUGGAGCGCAUAUCCAUGCGCCUAGCACACAUGGGCGUCCUUCACUGGAAAGUGUGGGCGCCGAUUCUCUACGUGCGCGAGAGCGUGUCCCCGAGUGACGUGGCGACCCGUCCUGUGUCGAUAAUGAUGACUGACGUGGCGCGGUCAUCGACGCGAUAA